AUGUGUAGGGGACUUUGUAUUGUUGUUGUUCAUAUUAUUAUUAUUAUUAUUAUUAUUAUUAUUAUUAUUAUUAUUAUUAUUUUCCUUUGUAGUUUCUGA
Molecule: messenger RNA, 99 nt
Organism: Gryllus bimaculatus (two-spotted cricket)
Lineage: Eukaryota; Metazoa; Arthropoda; Insecta; Orthoptera; Gryllidae
Source: the annotation of a GenBank genome assembly